UGUUUGUCUUCUCUGCUGCUAAAUCGAUCGAUUUGGCGAGGAGUCUCUCUCUCGCUCUCUCUCUCUCUCUCUCUCACACACACACACACACACACACACACCUCUCUUCUAUCUCUCUCUCUCUCUCUCCUUUCUCUCCCUCUCCCUCUCUACCUCUGCUCUCUCUACCCCUGCUCCCUCUCCCCCUCCUCCCCAUCCCCCUCUCUUCCCAAUCUCUCUCUCUGUCCAUCUACCUCUCCUCCCUCCCCUCCUCCAUCCCUCUUCUCUUCCCUCUCCUCCUACGUCUCCUCUCUCUCCCUUUCCCUCCCUCUCUCCCUUUCCCUCCCUCUCUCCCUCCUCCAUCUCUCUCUCUCUCUCUCUCUCUCUCUCCGACUGCCGGUACAAAAACUGAAUGCAAACCGUGCCAUGUAUUUGUUGACAUCAGCGCUGAAGACAGGCAGAGGAAUGGUGCGAAUAUUUAUUAUCUAAGGAUCCAUCAGCCGUGAAUAUCGGAUUAACGAGGCUAGCACUAUGACUGAUGGGGACUACGAUUAUCUGAUCAAGCUUCUAGCUCUUGGAGAUACGGGAGUUGGCAAAACCACCUUUCUCUAUCAGUACACAGACAAUAAAUUCAACCCCAAGUUUGUCACCACAGUUGGGAUUGACUUCCGGGAAAAGAGACUGAUACAUCACGUGGGAGGCUCAAAUGGCAAAACAGGAAACCCGUUUAGAAUCCAUCUCCAGCUGUGGGAUACAGCUGGGCAGGAAAGGUUUCGAAGCCUUACCACAGCCUUCUUCAGAGAUGCCAUGGGAUUUUUACUGGUCUUUGACCUAACAAGUCAGCAGAGUUUCAUGAAUGUGCGGAACUGGAUAAGUCAGCUCCAAGCAAAUGCAUACUGUGAGAAUCCUGAUGUGGUGCUAAUUGGGAACAAAGCAGAUUUAUCUGAUCAGAGGGAGGUAGAGGAGAAACAAGCGAAAGAGCUAGCGGAAAAAUACGGGAUUCCAUACUUUGAAACGAGUGCUGCUACUGGGGCCGGCAUUGAUGACUCUGUAAUUGCCUUGCUGGACUUAAUAAUGAAACGCAUGGAGGAGUGUGUUGACAAGAGCCAAAUACCUGAAUCAGUCACUGGAACCUCAGGCCAGAAACUUGAAGAUACCAAUCCAAACGACAAAAAGUGUGCCUGCUAGAAGCACGGGUCAUCCCAGCUGAAGAAGUUUUGCAUGUAAAUGGUUCACCAGAAAAGUUUAUUUUCCUAUCUCAUUGUUUUUUUUUAAAACACUCUUGCUGGUCAUCUUCACUGUAACUAGGGGAUAUUGUUGUAGAUAAGACUAUUUAGGUAUUGCAGAAAAUGACAAUUGAGUAUUUUAAUUGGAAGAGUUUAUCUAUAAAUGUAUACCUCACUACACCAGAUUAUACACCCCAGCCAUAAUAAGCCACUGAAAUGCUUCCUGCCAAAUACUGAUAUUGCCAAAUAAUUACAAGAAACUUGAAUUUCCUUAUGGUUCAAAAGUGAAAAGGAAGGCCAUCAAGUUACAAAGGCCGAUUCACUUGCAAAAUACACACAGUGGCCACUUUUAUAGGUACAGGAGUGUCCCUCAUUGGGCGCCUCGGUGGUGUAGCGGUUAGUGCAAAGCUCAUGCAGCCCAGAGCGUUCUGGAAUUCAGAUUUCAAUUCAUCUGUAAAGAGAUUUUACAUUCUUUCCAUGACCACUUGGGUUUCCUCCAAGUGCUCCGGUUUCCUUCCACAAUCCAAGAAUGUACCAUUUAGUAGGUUAAUUGGUCAUUAUAAUUUGUCCUGUGAUUGGGCUAGUGUUGAGCAGGUGGGUUACUGGGCGGUGGGGUCAUUAGCUAGAAAGGGCCUAUUCCGUAUAAAUAAAUACCUAAAAAACUGGCCACAGGAGUAGAACCAGUGUGAUCUUCUGCUGCUGUAGCCUAUCCACUUCAAGGUACGAUGAGUUGUGCAUUCAGAGAUGCUCUUCUGCAAACCACGGUUGUAACGUGUGGUUAUUUGAGUUACCGUCGCCUUCCUGUCAGCUUGAACCAGUUCAUCAAGGACAUUCUCCUCUGAUCGCUCUCCUUAUUAAGGCUAUUUCACUCAUAGAACUGUUACUCACUGGAUUUUUGUUUUGUUUUUCACACCAUUCUCUGUAAACUCUGGAGACUGUUGUGUGUGAAAAUCCCAGGAGAUCAGCAGUUUCUGAGAUACUCAAACCGCCACACCUGGCAUCAAAAAUCAUUCCACAGUCAAAGUCACUUAGAUCGCAUUUCUUCCCCAUUCUGAUGUUUGGUCUAAACAACAACUGAACCUCUUGACCAUGUCUGAAUGCUUUUAUGCAUUGAGUUGCUGCCACCUGAUUGGCUGAUUAGCUACUUGCAUUAUCAAGCAGGUGUACUGUUGUACCUAAUAAAGUGGCCACUGAGUGUAAAUUACAAGUCAAUCAAAUGAUUGCAGAAAUAUGCAUGAUCACAUGGAUAUUCUGAGUUUUCCUGUUCUUUUUAGGUAUAGUGCUUUCUUCUGAAGUAUAAUCAAUAUUUUUUAUCCCUUAGCUCUCUCUUAACAAAAAGCUUUGACCUCCAAUCAUCCCUCCUCAGUUGGGGAGGUGGUAAAUGUGAUUGGGGCGUUUCACCUCAGUGGAAAGAUCACAAUUAUUGUGUAGUUUCCAUCUUGCAAUACCUCUAAGACAUCCAGAAGGCAGCCACAAUGAAGCCACUCUCAGGCUGGAGAAGCAAAGCCCCAUAUUCAGUCUGGGUAGCCUCCAACCUGACGGCAUGAAUGUUGAUUUCUCCAACUGCCUGUAUUUUAUCUCCCUUCUCUCUUGUUUUCUCUUCUUCAUUCUGGCUCCCUUCAUAGCCUGCCUCUGGUGCCCCUCCUCCUUCCUUUUCUUCCAUGGUCCACUCUCCUCUCCUAUCCAAUUCCUUCCUGUUCAAUCCUUUACCUCUUCCACCUUCACCUCCCAGCUUUUCCCUUCAUCUAUCCUCGCCUACUCACCCACCUGCCCAUCAAUUGGCUUCACCGAUCACCUGCCAGCUUGUACUCCUUCCCGUUCCCCCAUCUUCUUAUUGUGGCUUCUCUUGCUUUCUUUUCCAGUCCUGAAGGAGGGCCUCAGCCUGAAAUGUUUAUACCCUUCCAUAGAAAAACUGCCUGACCUGCUGAGUUCCUCCAGUAAUUUGUGUGUUGAUCUCGCCAAACAAAGGCUUCGGGCAUAGAACAUAGUGGAUAGCAGACUUUGUCCAGUGAUUGACUUUCCAUUCUCAAUUAUACAUCUGGAUGUUUUUCUGCAUGGAAUAUUGACCACUUGUUAGAAAUUCGCAGGAGCAAACUCCAAGAUCACGUGAAGCUGGUGUUCAAGAUAAUGGGCGAUUUGUUAAAAACCGGAGCGCACCAGGAGACCAGUCACAGCUGAUCUACCUGAGCUCAGUUGAUGAGAUCACCAGUAAAACUACGUAAUGGGGGUGACAGAAAGGCGUAAUUAAGUCACCGACUAGGUCCUGAUUACAGAAUAAAAUGAUUAUCCACAGGCCUAACAGUAAAUCCUGUUUUCUUUUACAACACUGGGUGCAUGCUAUAACAUGAUUAAUGAUGUUUCUGAAACUUGGAUGUCAUCAAUGCCGCAUUCCAUGUCUCUACUGUGUCUGCAGUUCCCUGUUGCCACACUAGCACAACCCACGUUCUAUUCAACCAAUGAAUCUUGAUUUCUCCUUCUGGUUAAAAAUAUUCCCACCCCUCCUCUCUUUUUCUGUUCCCCACUUUGGUCUCUUACCUCUUCUCACCUGCCGAUUACUUCCCCCUGGAUCCCCCUUCCUUUCCAGUCCUGAUGAAGGGUCUUGGCCUGCAAUGUCAACUGUUUUUUCAUUUCUAUAGAUGCAGCCUGACCUGCUGAGUUCCUCCAGUAUUUACUAUUUACUCGUCGUUACCUGCCUUGCCAUUCUUUCCCCUACAACACCCCCAUCACUGCACAGAAUGGUGGCAACAGGAAGACUUCAUGAAGUGACAGACUAGGUCCUGAUUACAGAAUAAAAUGAUAUCCACAGGUCUAACAGUAAAUCCAGCUUCUUGUUACAACGAUCGGUGCAAACUAUAAAAUAAUAACUUGGGUGUCAUCGUUGCUGCAUUCCAUGUCUCUAUUUUUGUCUACGGUUUCCUGUUACCACAUUAGCACAACCCACAUCACUCUUUACUAGUUAUUAACCCUCACUAAUCUUUCCCCUACAACAAAUGGAAUACCAUAUUUCUCUCAGUGUGAUGUAAUUUGUGUUUUCUGAGUAAUUCAUGCAGCUAACUGACAUCCAUAACAAAGUAGGAAACCAAAAUUAAAAUGUCAAAGUAAAUUUAUUAUCAAACUACAUGUAUGUCAACAUAUACAAACCUGAGAUUCCAUUUCUUGUGGGCAUACUCAACAAAGCUACAGAAUAAGAAGCAUUACAGAAUCAAUGAAAGACCGUCCACUAGUGUGUUCAACUAGGCCACUGGAAAUGCUGGAAAAUAAUCAGCAGGUCAGGCAGUAUAUGCGGAAAAGGAAACAGGGCUAAUAUUUCAGUCCAAAAGUUUGAUGUUAUCUCAGUUUCUCUUUUCUAGAUGUUGCCUAACCUGCGGAGACUUUCCACAAUUAUCUGUUUCAGUUCUGGUCCUUCCGCUGUAGAAAGGAUGUUGAGGCUUUGCGGAGGGUGCAGAAGAGAUUUACCAGAAUGCUACCAGGAUUAGAGGGUGUGUGCUAAAACAAGGGUCUGGACAAGCUUGUGCCGUCGUCUCUGGAGUGGCAGAGGCUCAAGGGAGAUCUGACAGAAGUUUAUAAGAUUAUGAGAGGCACAGAAAGUGUAGACAGUAUAUUUUUCUCGGGGUUGUAAUGUCUAAUAUCAAAGGACAUACAAUGAAGGGGAGAGGGGAUCAUUUCAAAAGCGAUUUGAGGGGCAAGAUUUUUUAAACAAAGACUGGUGGAUGCCUGGAAUGCACUGCCUGGGAUGGUGGUAGUAGUGUUUAUAUUAUGGACUUUUAAGAGACAUUUAGAUAGGCACAUGAAUAUGAGGAAAAUGAUAAGAGAUGGACAUUUUGCAGAUAGAGGGGGUUAGUUUGGUUGGCCAUUUGAUUACUAAGUUAAUUGGUUCAGCAUAGAUUAGGUGAGCCAAAGGGUCUGUUCCUGAACUCUAUUGUCUAUGAAACCUCUAGAUUUAUAUCAUCUGUUUUUUUUCCCCCAUUUUCACUGGUGGCUGCCCAAAUGGGAAAGAACAAUUCAGAAUUUCUGUCACUUCUUAUAUAAUAGGUGAAUACUGUAAUUAGUAGAUUGGUCAAUUUCACUGAAAUUCAAAGCUAGAAGGGCAGCAUAGUAGCACAGCGAUUAGCACAACACUUUUCAGCGCCAGCCGUAAGAUCAGGGCUCAAUUCGCACCACUGUCUGUAAGGAGUUUGCACGUACUCCCAGUGAUUCCUUUGGGCGCUCCAGUUUCCUCCCACAUUCUAAAGAGGUACGGGUUAGGAUUAGAAAGUCGUGGGCGCGCUAUGUUAGCGCUGGAAGAGUGGUGACACUUGCGGGCUGCCCCCAGCACAUCCUCAAUGCAAAGUGACGCGCUUCGCUGUACGUGUGACAAAUAAGGCUCAUCUUUAGAAAUAGCACAGUCUGUAGAGUCAUUGACAUUAUCUGAGGACAUUCUUUUCAAUAAAUUGAAGAAGUCCAUUAAACAUCAAACCCAAUAAUGAAUUUUUUUGAAUAUUAUUUUCUGGCCCAUGCAGAUGAUCUUUCAAAUGACUCUUUGAGUGAUGUUAUGCGUACAAGUACAAACUGCCUUUCUCCGACCAUCAUUCCAGAGAGCGUAAUUUUCAUAUGCAAAUUACUCUUUUCCCUAUCCCAAUGAUAAAAAUACUAAUGAACUGUUGAAGUUCAGCACUGAAUUGACUCUGCAGCUGUGGCCUGAAGCCAUUGGCUCUCACCUCAGCACUGAACUGUCUCUGUGGCUGUGGCCAUGGGAUUCCUGGUCCAGCUGUUGUACUGAACUGUCUCCGUGGCUGUGGCUGUGGCCCGUGGCCAUCAGGCUCCUGAAUCGGCUGCAGCACUGAACCGCAUUCCUUUUGUGAGUAUGUGCAAGAAGACAAAUCCCAAGGUUGUAUAUGAUAUACAUACUUUCAUAAUAAAUGUACUUUGAACAUUGAACUUAUGAACUUUAAUAAUAACAACACACACAAAACACUGGAGGAAUUCAGCAGGUCAGGUAGCAUCUAUAGAAAUAAAUAAACUGUAGACCUGCUGAGUUCCUCCAAUGCUUUGUGUGUGUUUCUCUGAGCUUCCAGCAUCUGCAGAACCUCUUGUGUUAAUAAUAACAAUAUUGCCUUUAGGGAAGCUUUAAUAUGGCCACUAAUUUGAAACUGCCUGGGCGAUCUGACCAGAGGAUGCAGCCUCAGAACAGAGGGUCAUCCACUUGGAACAGAGAUGAGGAAGAAUCUCUUUAACGACAGUAGUGAAUCUCUGGAAAACCACUGCUGCAGACAGCUGUGGAGGCCAAUUCAUUGGGUAUGUUUAAGGCAGAGGUUGAUAGGCUCUUGAUUAGUCAGGGCAUGAAGGAAUACAGGGAGAAGGCAGGGGAUUGGGGCUGAAAGGGAAAUGGAUCAGUAAUGGUGAAAAGGCAGAACAGACUCAAUGGGCCAAAUAGUGGCCUAAUUCUGCUCCGAUAUCUUAUGGUCUUAUGGUCUAACACACUGCCAAGGGAGGUUAAGAGACAUGGAUGAUAAAAAUGGAACAUUAUGGGCUGUGUAGGAGGGAGAGACUAGAUUGAUUGUGGAGUAGGUUCAUAUGGGUUAGCACAACAUUGUGAGCCAAAGGGCCUGCACGAUGUUGUUCUGCUCUCUGUUCUAUGUUUAAAGGAGAUUUAUGUGGUAAGUGUUUUACACAGGGUGGGGUGGUGGCUGCAGGUACAGUAGCAAUGAUUUAAGAGUCAUUUGGACAACCAAGGGAUGCAUACCAUGUGUAGUUUAAAAAUGGAGUGCUAUGGCCUGUGUAGGAGGGAAGGGUUAGAUAGAUCAUGGAGUAGGUUUAGACAGGUUGGCACAACAUCAUAGGCCCUACUAUACUGUUGUAUUCUCUUACUCAAAAUUCAUCUGACGCUAACACUAUUCUCCAUUUCCUCUUACUUUGCCUAGAUCUUCUCUCUUUCCUUUCAAGUUAAUUGGAUCAAUUCAGAAUCUGAAACAAUGCAGCUGCUGGGAGCUAUGUGGGUCGGGUAACAUUUCUGGACAGAUUUGGACCUCCCAAAACAUUGACAGUCCAUUUCCCUCUACAGAUGCUGAUGGAUUAAACAUCAGAAAUUAUUGAGCAUUUAGAUAAAAACCCUGAGAUAGGCUUGACAAUGAAAGAAAAAGUGUUGAAAGGAACAUGCACAAAGAAGGGAAGUGGGAAAUGGCUGGAAUGCGCUGCCAGGGGUGUUGGUGAAGCCUGAUACAUAGAGGGCAUUUAAGAGACUCUUAGAUAGGUACAUGCAUGCAAGAUAAAUGGAGGCUCUAUGCUGUGUAGGAGGGAAAGGUUAGAUUGAUCAUGGAGUAAGUUUGUGUCGGGUAGCACAGCAUCAUGCGCUGAAGAGCCCACACUGCACUGUACUGUUCUACGGCAAGAGGUUGCUGGUGAACCACGACGAUGUUCUAUGAGCUUCAUACAAUACACCCAAGUUGGUGUGGUCUUUCAUUGAUUCUUUUAUGGUUAUUGCUCUAUUAUGGAUUUAUUGAGUAUGCUGGCAAGAAAAUGAAUCUUAGGGUUGUAUGUGUACUUUGAUAGUAAAUUUACUUUGACCUUUGAACUUUCACCCCUAUGUGUAACAAACCCCUUUUCAAUAGAUCAUCUGCUGAGGUUAACUUGAUUCGCCAUUAUUGAUCCUGCCAACCGACACUUGAAUUGCUGAUCCAUUCUCUCUGCAUCACUGUUAACUGAUGUUGGUUGCUCAGGCUAAUGAUCAUGUAAUUGAAAAGCAAAAUCUAUAGAUGUUGAAAGUCAGAGAAGUGUAGAAAUACUCAAAAUCAAAAUUAUUAUCAAAGUACCACACACAAAAUGGUGGAGGAAAUCAGCAGGUCAGGCGGCAUCUAUGGCCGAGCCCCUUCAUCAAGACUGGAAAUGAAGUGGUAAAAAGCCAGAAUAAGAGAGUAUAUACAGUAUAUGCUACCAUAUACUACCUUGAGAUUCGUUACUUGUAGGCACUUGCAGGAAAUAAAAGAAAUACAAUAGAAUUUACGAGAAAACUCUACAUAAGCCAAGACUGACAACCAAACAAUGUGCAAAAGAAGACAAAUAGUGCAAAUAUAAACACUGAGGACAUGAGUUGUAAAGAGGCCUUGAAAGUGAGCCUGUAGGUUGUAGAAUCAGUUCAAUAUUGAGGUGAGUGAUGUAAUCUACUCUGGUUCGGGAGCCUGAUGGUUGUAGAGUAAUAACUGUUCCUGAACAUGAUGGGACCUCAGGCAGAUCAUGCAGGAGUUUUAUAAAGAAACAGAAUUAUCCAGUCAGGUCAAUGCCCUUUCAUCAGAGCUUGGAUCAUUAAGUAAUCUGUUGUUGCACCCAUCUAUCAGCUCAGACAUCAGUGACUUUCCAAGCAGGGACUACUUUAUCUUGAAGAUAUGUAGAUAACAUCUCGCCACAUUAUGCUGCAUACUAUGCUGUGAUUUCAGAUAUGGUCUCACCAUUUGAAGGUAUGUGGAAAGCUCCCGUAAACUUGACAAAUGGUCAGGAUGUGUGAAUGAAGCUUGUAAGCAAGGCAGGCACCAAGUGCACAAUCCAAUGAGAAGUUAGUGUCCUUCCCCUUCCCUCUUCUUCAAUUCCUCUUACCCUUUUUCCUCACCUGCUUAUCAUUUCUCACUGGUGCCCCUUCUACUUCUAUUUCCCCCAUGGUCCACUCUCUUCUCCUAUCAGACUCCGUCUCCAGCCUUUUACCUUUUCCACCUAUCACCUCCCAGCUUCUUCCUUCCCCACCCACCUAGCUUCAUCUAUCAGUUGCCACACACACACAAUUCUAGAGGAGCUCAACAAGUCAGGCAGCAUCUAUGGAAAUGAAUAAGCAGUCAACAUUUCAGGCUGAGACCCUUCUUCACCUCUCACCUUCUAGCUUCUACUCCUUGCCCUCUCCCCACUUUUUUAUUCUGACAUUUUCCCCCUUUCUUUCCAGUGUUGAUGAAGGGUCUCGGCCUGAAAUGUCGACUUUUUAUUACUCUCCAUAGACGCUGCCUGACCUGCUGAGUUCCUCCAACAUUUUGUGUGUGCUGCUUUGGAUUUCCACCAUCUGCAGAAUCUAUUGUGUCCUGUUAGUAAAUUCCUGAUGAAGGGUUUCAAACCAAAACGUCAACAUUUUAGGCCGUGACCCUUCAUCAGGGCUAUACCAACAAAAUUCCUUUCCCUAGUUGUUGUCUGACUUGCUGAGUUGCCCCAGCAUUUUGUGUGUGUUAAUCUGGAUUUUCAGCAUCUGAAGAAACUCUUGUGAUUAUACUUUGUUGGUUCUGUUCUUUCUUUAUCUUUUUGACACAUCAACUCCCAGUUGCUAUUCUUCUCAUUUUUAGCUUUUGUCUUCUAUUUGAGCUUUGCAAGUUUUGGAACUGAGGGCCCUUUAUCUAUUUUACAAUUUAAGAUUAACAUUAAGUAUCAAGUGUAUUUGUGGAAGUUAGUCUUCAACUAACCAGCAAGAGUGAUGCAAAAAUGUGAUACAAUAUAGCAAUAGACACUUGAUAUAUUAAGGAACACGCACAACACGCUGGAGGAACUCAGCAGGUCGGGCAGCAUCCGUGGAAAUGAACAGUCAACGUUUUGGGCCGAGACCCUUCGUCAGGACUCAUAUAUGAUAUAUUAAGGUAUCACUUUAGUAUCUAAUGGACAUACACCAGAGAAACUCAUGUAUGUAUGGGAGUUGUUUCUUGUAACAUAGAGAGAAACUUCAACGAAUGUAUCUUCAUUGGAAAUGCUUGACAAACGUAGCACUCAGACCCAUUUUCCACAUAUUCACCUGCUUUGUACUGUUGAGCUCUGCUUAGCUUCCACAUCAUUUCCCUUUACGAUAUCUUCCAUAUUCCUUAUCAAACGCAAAUAUUCAGAUGG
Mobula hypostoma (lesser devil ray) is the source of this 10028-nucleotide messenger RNA. RefSeq names its product RAB27B, member RAS oncogene family (gene rab27b). Bases 511 to 1167 code for a protein of 218 amino acids. Gene Ontology annotation, cellular component: dendritic spine; synaptic vesicle; trans-Golgi network transport vesicle. Gene Ontology annotation, biological process: Golgi vesicle fusion to target membrane; regulation of exocytosis; protein secretion. Gene Ontology annotation, molecular function: GTP binding; GTPase activity. Lineage: Eukaryota; Metazoa; Chordata; Chondrichthyes; Myliobatiformes; Myliobatidae. The transcript is spliced from 6 exons. The record is from RefSeq and is a predicted model, not a curated record.